UUCUAUUGUGAUCAAAAGGGUUUAGGCCAUUCAUCAAAGAAGCGAUUGCUGGUUACAGUCGGCAGAGAAAUGGCCCAUAAAACCAUCUUAUUGCUCCUUUUUUGUGUUUUAGCUAUAAAUGAAAUAUAUGGAAAACCUAUACGAAAAGAAAAAGAGGAGAAAGAACAUCCAAAGAAAGAAGAAGAAGCCGAGUACUUGAGGUACUUAGGCCAGGUUGUUGAAAUCUUAGAAGAAGAUGAUGAAUUCAAAAAGAAAUUACACAAUGCUUCAGAAGAUGAAAUUCGAUCAGGAGCAAUUGCAGAUCACAUAGACUUGGUUUCCCAUAAAGUUAGAAGUAAACUAGAUGAACUUAAAAGAAUGGAGAUUGAGUUCCAAAAAAGAUUAAGAAGGCAGGAAAGGGACCAUCUUAAUGGGAUAAAUGAAAGAAACUUUUGGAGUCCUCUAUUUGAUGAAAAUAGCGAUACAUUUGAACAGGAAGAUUUAAAGAAAUUAUUGCAUAAGCACAAUAUUAUGAUGGAGGAACAGGACAAGAAGAGGCGUGAGGACUUCCACAAAUAUGAACUAGAAAAAGAACACAAAAGGAGAGAAGAGAUGAAGAAUUUGAGUGAAGAAGAUAGGAAAAAGAAAGAAGCCGAGCAUGAAGAUGAGCUGAAGAAGUUAAGAAAACACGAGAAAAUGCAUGAGCCUGGAUCUAAAGCCGAGCUUGAAGAAGUUUGGAAGGAAGAAGAUGGUUUGGAUCCUGAAAGUUUUGACCCAAAGACGUUUUUCAAUCUUCAUGAUAAAAAUGGAGAUGGAUACUUGGAUUUCUUUGAACUUCAAACUUUUUUCCUGAAUGAUGUUGACAAGGUUUACAACGAAAGCGAUCCAAAUACUGACCCACGUGAAAGGCAAGAGGAACUGGAAAGAAUGCGAGAACAUGUUAUGAAGCAGAUGGACAAAGAUAAUGACGGUCUCGUUUCAAAAGAAGAAUUUAUCAAGUCGACAAAUGAUCCAGAAUUCGAAAAAGAUGACGAAUGGAAGCCAGUUGUAGAUGAUGAAGAGUAUAGUGAAGAUGAGUUAAAGGAAUAUGAGAAACAAUUAGAAGAGGAGGCUGAACGCAACAGAGAGGGACAUCAUGGUGAAAACAAUGAACACGAAAGCGAUGAACACCAUGAAAAGCCAGAGGAGGUUCAUGUUGAGGAAAAAAAGGACGAACAUCACGCCAAACAGGAACAGGCUCAGCAGCAACACCAUGAACAACCAAAGCAGCAGCAGCAGCAACAUGAUCAGCAGCAACAGCAACAUAACGAGCAACAGCAACAACAGACACAGCAACAACCACAGCAUCAUGAGCAGCAGCAGCAGCAACAACAUGAGCAACAACAGCCUGGUAGCCAUUAACUUAAUUCUAUUAGCAGUAAAAUAGUCUUUACUUUCUUUAAAGUAACUCAAUCAGGUUUCGAGUAACUCAAUUUACGAAAGAUACUAAUUGCACGUAUGAGAAGCUUAGGGCCUAAACAUUCUCAAUUUGUUUUAACGUUUUACAUUCGAAGUAAGACCUCUUUCAAAAGUCAGAUUCUAGAUGAUCUGGAGAAUCCUCUUUGCUAUAAUGGUGUUUGGUUUCACUGUCUAUUAUGAAAUAACUUAUUAAAGUUUCUAUUAAACAAAUUAGACAAAGAGCCUCUUCAUUACAAUUAUGGUUUGAGAUUAAUUAUGUGCUGGUACAUCAUUCUACCCCGGUCUUGCCCUGAUAAUGUCAUAUACUGCGCUAUGUAAAAUGAUAUAAAUAUUUUUUGAUUCAAAAUGCUGGAAAACAAUGCUGGCUGCUAUAGAAAAAUUUGGAGUACUAACUAUGUUAAUAAACAUAGACUAAUAUUUGUCUUAAUGCGAUAUCUUUUAACAGAACAUAAACUGUAAAGUUUUACUUAAUCUCCUUGUCACCAGAGAAAAUAUGUUGAAACUUUCAUCGCUAGAAUAUCACUGUAUAUUGGUUUCUUGUA
Messenger RNA from Rhopilema esculentum, 1979 nucleotides. RefSeq names its product nucleobindin-2. Lineage: Eukaryota; Metazoa; Cnidaria; Scyphozoa; Rhizostomeae; Rhizostomatidae. Gene Ontology annotation, molecular function: calcium ion binding. Gene Ontology annotation, cellular component: extracellular exosome; endoplasmic reticulum-Golgi intermediate compartment. The record is from RefSeq and is a predicted model, not a curated record.